AUGCAUAAUAAUGAUUUGAAGAAAGAUAUUAUGACUGCUUGCAUAAUAAUGCAUAAUAUGAUAAUCGAGGAUGAACGAGAUCUUAAUUCUCCAAUUGUUGAAGAAAGAGAUGUGCCGCCUCCGAAUGUCGAAUUUGUUGAAGAUGAGGACACUCAAUUUCAAGAAUUCCUUGCCCGAUUUAGACAAAUCAAAGAUGCAACUGCUCAUUUUGCUCUACGAAAUGCACUAAUUGAACAUUUGUGGAAUGAAUAUUCUAAUUCCGAGAAUUAA
Messenger RNA from Hibiscus syriacus, 270 nucleotides. RefSeq lists its product as uncharacterized. The transcript has a single exon. Lineage: Eukaryota; Viridiplantae; Streptophyta; Magnoliopsida; Malvales; Malvaceae. The record is from RefSeq and is a predicted model, not a curated record. Bases 1 to 270 code for a protein of 89 amino acids.